This is a messenger RNA of Rhinocladiella mackenziei CBS 650.93, 453 nucleotides long. RefSeq lists its product as uncharacterized. The transcript has a single exon. Bases 1 to 453 code for a protein of 150 amino acids. NCBI's taxonomy places the organism in Eukaryota, Fungi, Ascomycota, Eurotiomycetes, Chaetothyriales, Herpotrichiellaceae. The record is from RefSeq and is a predicted model, not a curated record.
AUGUCCCCCCCCGACUCCUGGCCGCCACCAGACGAACCCGAACUCGUCAAACUCGUGCGCGAGCGGUACGUCGAGGUCCGCGAACUCCUCUGCCGAGCCUACUUGUACAUGUGUCUUCACGGUGGCACGCGCCUGACACGAUCCCAAGCCGAAGCAUACGGCGCCCGCGCCUCUGCCGGCCUACGACUGAGUGUCUACCGGAUUCAAACCGAGAAUCCGUUCUUCCGUCACCCGGGUUCCUGGGGUGCAUGCCGCGUGCGCUUCAAUCAGGCGCUGUGCCUAAUUGCGGCGGCCCGCGGAAAGGACCUUGGCGCGGAGUCGGCGGCGUACGUCGUGGUGCCGUCGACGUGGCGGGAGUGCGUGAGCAUGGUUCAAGAUCGGCUAGAGACGUGGAGUGACCAGGGCGGAGGCAUUGCAGAGCUGGGUAUGUUAUUGGAUUGGCUGGUGAAAUAG